CAGUGUAAUGAUUAGUAAUGAUUGACUGUAAAUAAACAGGACGGGUCCUUUUUUUCUUUCAGACAAAACAAAGUGGGCCCAAUGCAAGCUGCAGAGUUGGAGUCACUCUGUACCACUAAGAAUCAUCGCUGUACUGAACCAUGAAUUUCCUCCAUCUAUUAUGUCUUUUUCAAGCCUUCCAGUGGACAAGAGCCCAGACUAGGACGUAUCUGGUCACUGCACCCAAAAUCCUGCGACUGGAUGCAGCCGAGAAAGUGGUCAUCCAGGUCUUUGGCUAUGACCAGGAGACCACCUUCACAGUUUCGCUAAAGAGCUACCCGGACAAGAAGCAAACGUUUGCCACUGAGUCUGUAACGCUUACAGCCGAGAAAGACUACCAGGCUGUGGCCACGCUGAGGCUCUUGCCCACAGAUCUCUCCAAGGAUGUCACCAAUGUGUACCUGGAGGCCCGGUUCAGUGACCUUACCUCGGAACAGAAGCUUCCAGUAUCCCGCGACAAUGGCUUCCUAUUCAUCCAGACGGAUAAGCCCCUGUAUACCCCCGAGCAGUCAGUGAAGGUGCGGGUGUUCUCUCUCAACGCGGAGCUGAAGCCCGCCCUCCGGCCCGUCACCCUCACAUUCCUGGACCCGGAAGCUAUGGUAGUGGAUACUGUGGAUUUGCAAGAUGUCACCGGGAUCCUAUCAAUGCAAAAUCCCUUCAAAAUCCCCCUGAAACCAAAGUUUGGAGUUUGGAAAAUUGAAGCUACCUACGCUGAGGAAUUCAUCACCACAGCAAGAACUGAGUUUGAGGUCAAAGAAUAUGUUUUGCCCAGCAUCUCCGUAAUUAUCGAGCCAGAGGCCAACUACAUCAGCACAGCCAACUUUGAGUCAUUCAAGGUGAAGGUGAUGGCCAGGUACAUGCAUGGCCUGCCAGUAGUUGAUGCAGAUGUGUUCCUGAAGUUUGGGUACACUGAUCAAAGCAGCACGAACGUAUUAGCAGGGUCACUGCGGAGAGGUGUGAUACGGAACGGUAAGGGAGACUUUGAGCUGAAAGUGAAGGAGGUGUUUGAGGGCGAGGCCGAAGGACCACGCACACUACAGGCGCUGGAUGGGAAGACCUUCUACAUCACCACUACUGUGCAGGAGUCAACCGGUGGGAUUUCUCAGGAAUCAGAGCUUGCCACUGUGAAGUUCUGCCUGUCUCCCUACACUCUGGGCCUGAUUGCCACUCCACCCUUCAUUAAGCCUGGACUGCCUUACUUUGUCAGGGUAAUGGUGAAGGACCCCCUGGGGCAACCGGUACCCAGGGUACCAGUAAAGGCACUGGUAACCAUCAUGGAUGAUGAAACACAAGCCCAAGAUCACAGCGACCAGAACAAGUAUCAGAUAAGCCAGGCGGACGGCACCGCACUCUUCACAUACAACAUCCCACCCAACUCCAAAACAGCCACAUUUUCACUGCAGACUGAAGACAGUACGCUGCCUCACACCAGCCAGGCCAAACUGACAUAUAGCGCUGAGGCCUACAAGUCAAUUAACAAGCGCUACCUGUAUAUUGACUGGGCCUCCCACUACCAAGACAUGAAGGUGGGCGAGUACGCCAGCAUCAAUGUCUACUUCUACCACCACCCUAGCCUCACCCUGGGAACUUUCAGCUACCAGAUCAUCUCCAAGGGGAAGAUUGUUAAAGUCAAGACGGUGCCACGUGUGGGGUCCUCCAAUGUCCAGAACAUCAACUUCCACGUAACCGCAGACAUGGUGCCGUCCGCUCGCCUCUUGGUCUACUACAUCUUGACUGGGGAGCAGACGGCAGAGCUGGUAGCUGACUCUGUGUGGUUUAGCGUGAAAGCAAAGUGUGUCAACGGCCUAAAGACGAAGUUGUGGGCCAAUCAGGAGUCAUACGAGCCCAAGGAAAAUUUGAUGCUGCAGGUGCAGGCAGGCCAUGGCUCCUUGGUGGCUCUCUCCUCAACUGACACGGCUGUCUACAACCUCCGUGCUCCUAGCAGUGACCCCAUGGCCAGAACUCUGCAUCACAUUGAACGAAGCGACCAGGGCUGUGGGGGAGGAGGCGGUAAAGACAAUGCCAAUGUGUUCCACAUUGCCGGCCUCACUUUCAUGACAAAUGCUAAUGCCAAAGCCACAUCAUCUGAAGAUGCGACCUGCUCAGCGGUCUUGCGACCAAAACGGUCCACUGACAUGCAGAAAGAAAUAAUGAAGAAAGUUCAGACGUAUAACACAAGAGAACAGCAGCGUUGCUGCCAAGGGGGGAUGAAGAAUAUCCCAAUGCUGGAGACGUGUGCAGACCGUGCCCACCGCUUGCCCAGGCACAAAAAAAUAUCUGAUCACGAAAAAUGCAAGAGUGUCUUCGCAGAAUGCUGCGAUUUCUACAUAAAACUGAAUGCCGCCUCCACCACCCACCUUAUUCUCGCACGCAUGGAGCUGGAAAUCCAGUUUGGCUUCAACGCACCAAGGGUACGCAGCUUCUUCCCAGAGAGUUGGCUGUGGGAGGUGUACCGCGUCACUGACGGGUCAGGGGUGCUGUCAGUUCAAAAGAGCCUGCCAGAUUCGCUCACGACCUGGGAGUUCAAAGUGGUGGAGAUGUCCAGUGAGGGGAUGUGUGUUGCCGACCCCCUGAGAGUGCCAGUGACCCAGGAAGUGAGUGUGGAUGUACCCGUGCCCUACAGUGUGGUGCGUGGGGAGCAGAUUGAGUUGCGCGGCUCUGUGUACAACCAGUUGGAAAAGGAAUCGGAGUUCUGCGUGACCUUGACGGUCCCCCAAGGGGUGUGCCUAUUCAAGGGGGUGGCCAAAGGGAGUGGGGCGCCCCGGAGCACCACCUGCAACAAACGAGCACUGGAAAAGAAGUCUGUUUCCAUGGUGACUUUUACCCUCAUGGCCUUGGAGGUGGGAGAACACAAGCUCCGCUUCACCCUGCUCACCACCCUGGGCUCAGAGACGCUCAUCAAGACCCUCCGUGUGGUGCCUGAGGGCAUCAAGACGGAGAUUCUAGUCGGUGGAACUUUGGAUCCUCAAGGAGUGUAUGGGAAAGCAAAAAGGAGGCUGGAGUUUCAAAACAGCGUUCCCUCAAACCUGGUGCCCAAGUCCAGUGUGGACCGUCUCCUCACUAUCAGUGGUGAGAUGCUGGGGGCGGUAAUGGCAAUCCUGAAUGACCCCAAGGGGCUGCAGCAGCUGACCUCUCUGCCGCGUGGCUCAGCAGAGGUGGAGCUCAUGGGCAUCCUGCCUGUGUACUACGUCUACCACUACCUGGACACAACCGACAGAUGGAACCUAAUGGGAACAGACAUCAUGCGCAGCAAACUGGACCUAAGGCAGAAGCUGAAGGAGGGGAUCACCAGCCUCAUGUCCUUCAAGAAGAAAACCGAGUCCAGUUACAGCAUGUGGAUAAACGGGGAGGGCAGCACCUGGCUAACCGCUCUAGUGGUGAAGACUCUGGGACAGGUGGCAAAAUAUGUGAAGGUGGACCAUGUGUCUUUGUGCAACUCCAUCUUCUGGCUGAAGAGCAGGCAAAAUCCAGAUGGAUCGUUUAGAGAGGAAUCCAACUAUAAACCCUCCAAAAUCAUGGGUGCAGGGGCUAAUGUGAUGGACAAGACAGCCUUCCUCACGUCCUUCACCAUCAUCGGGAUCAAGAACGGCGUGGAGGUGGAAAAUUGCCAAUUGCAGGAGUUUAAAGACGUCCUGGACAAAGCCGUGAAUUACCUUUUCGACACCUUUGAGAAGCUGAAGAGCAUGUAUGUGCGUGCGAUCACCGCUUAUGCUCUGGCGCUGGUGGAUCAGUCCAGCAUGCCGGCCCGUCAGCUGUACGAACGCCUCCAGACCCAGGCCAUUGUCAAAGGGAACCCUGCUAUUGUCCGGUACUGGGAGGAGACAAACGCCAUCCCAGAUGCCUCUAAGCCCAAUAAGAUAUCAGCACAGACUGUGGAGACCACAGUGUACAAUCUGCUCACUACCAUGCUCUACGGAAACAAGCAGUAUGCCAAUCCCAUCCUCACCUGGCUGACGCAGGAUCAACGCUAUGGAGGGGGCUUCCACUCAACACAGGACACCAUCCUUACACUGGAGGCCCUGUCAAAGUAUAGCGAACUGGUCAAGCACACAGAGCUGAAUAUGGAGAUCCGAGCGUCCUACAGGAAAAUGGGUGACAUUAAGCAGAUCUCACUGUCAGAAAAGAAUCCUGUGGCCACACUUUUACAGGUGAUGAGCGAUGAUGACGUCAUUGUUGUGACAGGCUAUAGCACUGGGGUGUCAGUUGCCCAUAUGAAGACCGUGUUCUACAGCACAACACAAUUCAAUGAAAACUGCUACUUUGACCUUAAAAUUGAGGUGUAUGGACCAGACGUUGACUCCAUAGAUCCAAUGUUCAUGUCUCCUCGAAUCGUUGCCUGCGCAAAAUUUAAGCCUCCUGAGAAUGAGGUAAACACAGAGUCCACCCACACUGUCAUGGAGAUUCACCUGCCCACGGGUGUGCAUCCUGUUCAGGAGGAUCUGGAUGUUAUGCUGAAUUCUCUAGAAUCUAGAAUCUCUCAUUAUGAGAUCCAGGGAGAUCAGGUCAUUCUUCAGCUUGAUACAGUUCCAUCAGAAGACUUUCUAUGUGUGGGGUUCCGGAUUCAGGAACUCUUCCGCACUGGCAUGGCCAGCUCCUCCUUGUUCAGAGUGUAUGAGUUCUCCGACCCAGAGAGCCAGUGCUUCAAGCUUUACCACCCACAUGGGGAGCGCAGGCUGCUUCGGCUCUGUGAGGGGGCGGAGUGCCAGUGCAUGGCAGCGGAGUGCAGCAGCUUCAAAUCACCCAUGGACCUCAGAAUUACAGCUGACGAACGACUGAAGGCUGUUUGCCAAGACCACAUAAAAUACGCCUUUAAGGUAAAAAUCAAGUCCUUUGUGGAAGAGGGAGAUUUUGUGAGCUACACAGCAGAAAUAGAGGAGGUCUAUAAAAAGGAUACUGAGGAUGUUAAGAGGAGCACUGAAGUCACAUUUGUGAAGAAGGCAACGUGCACUGACGUGGACCUGCUUCAGGGGAGUCAGUACCUAAUCAUGGGGUCAGAGGUCAUGCAGAUAGAAAUGCAGCGGAGCUAUAAGUACAAGUACCCGCUGGACUCUCAGACCUGGGUGGAGAAAUGGCCUCAAGAAUGCAAAGGAAGCCCCUGUGAGGACUUUGUGGCAAUCCUGGACGAGUUUGUAUUAAACUUUCUGCUAGAGGGCUGUUGACUGUUGACAAUCCAUGUAUAGAGCGGAUUAAAUGUCUUAUUGUAUAAAAUGAAUGAUUUGGAGUUGCACCAAUGACAAAUAGCUUUUUAUGACUAUUCUUGUAGAGUAAGCCUAAAUCCAGAUGACAGGAAACAUUGAGGAAUGGCUGUGUUGUCUGUACAAAUGGAAAAGUAUUGAAUAUAAUAAAUAAACGUCAUAUGAAUACCA
Messenger RNA from Anguilla rostrata (American eel), 5405 nucleotides. It is a transcript of the gene c5, whose product is annotated as complement component 5. Gene Ontology annotation, molecular function: endopeptidase inhibitor activity; protein binding. The record is from RefSeq and is a predicted model, not a curated record. Gene Ontology annotation, cellular component: extracellular region. Lineage: Eukaryota; Metazoa; Chordata; Actinopteri; Anguilliformes; Anguillidae. The transcript has 41 exons. The coding region runs from base 141 to 5198 and encodes 1685 amino acids.